GCUUCCGCGAAUAUGGCGGCGCCGUAGCCCGGGAGCGGGAUCCUGGGGCGCGGGGAGGCUGCGGUGCGCAGUCCGGGCGCGGUAAUGGCGACCCCGGAUCAGAAGUCGCCCAACGUUCUGCUGCAGAACCUGUGCUGCCGGAUCCUGGGCCGCAGCGAAGCUGAUGUUGCCCAGCAGUUCCAGUUUGCUGUGAGAGUCAUUGGCAGCAACUUUGCCCCAACUGUUGAAAGAGACGAAUUUCUAGUAGCUGAAAAAAUCAAGAAAGAACUUAUUCGACAAAGGAGAGAAGCAGAUGCCGCAUUGUUUUCCGAGCUCCACAGAAAACUUCAUUCGCAGUUUUUUGUGGCAUCAGAUCCAACCGUUAAAACUGACCGACUGUGGCAUGACAAGUACACUCUGAGGAAGUCGAUGAUCCCUUCCUUCAUUACAAUGGACCAGUCCAGGAAGGUCCUUUUGAUAGGAAAGUCAAUAAAUUUCUUGCACCAAGUUUGUCACGAUCAGACGCCUACCACAAAAAUGAUAGCUGUGACCAAGUCUGCAGAGUCACCCUGUGAUGCUGCAGAUAUAUUCACAGACUUAGAAAAUGCGUUUCAAGGGAAAAUUGAUGCUGCUUAUUUUGAGACCAGCAAAUAUCUGUUGGAUGUCCUCAAUAAGAAGUACAGUCUGCUGGAGCACAUGCAGGCCAUGCGGCGCUACCUGCUUCUCGGCCAGGGAGACUUUAUACGGCACCUAAUGGAUUUGCUAAAACCAGAACUUGUUCGCCCAGCAACGACUUUAUAUCAGCAUAACUUGACGGGGAUUCUUGAAACUGCUGUAAGAGCCACCAACGCCCAGUUUGAUAGCCCAGAGAUCCUCAGGAGGCUAGAUGUGAGGCUGCUGGAGGUUUCUCCAGGUGACACUGGAUGGGAUGUCUUCAGCCUGGAUUACCAUGUUGAUGGACCAAUUGCCACUGUGUUCACGCGAGAGUGCAUGGGCCACUACCUGAGAGUGUUUAACUUCCUGUGGAGGGCCAAGCGCAUGGAGUAUAUCCUCACUGACAUACGGAAAGGACACAUGUGCAAUGCGAAGCUCCUGAGGAACAUGCCAGAGUUCUCUGGGGUGCUUCACCAGUGCCACAUCCUGGCCUCUGAGAUGGUGCACUUCAUUCAUCAGAUGCAGUACUACAUCACCUUUGAGGUUCUUGAGUGCUCCUGGGAUGAGCUUUGGAACAGAGUGCAACAGGCCCAGGACCUGGACCACAUUAUCGCAGCGCACGAGACCUUCCUGGACACCAUCACCUCACGCUGUCUCCUGGACAGCAACUCCAGGGUACUUUUGAAUCAGCUCAGAGCUGUGUUUGAUCAAAUCCUUGAACUUCAGAAUGCCCAAGAUGCGAUGUACAGAGCUGCACUGGAAGAGUUACAGAGACGGUUGCAGUUUGAAGAGAGGAAGAAACAGCGUGAAGUUGAGGGCCAGUGGGGAGUGACAGCAGCCGAGGAAGAGGAGGAGAACAGGAGGAUCCGGGAGUUCCAGGACUCCAUACCAAAAAUGUGCUCACAGUUGCGGAUAUUGACGCACUUUUACCAGGGUGUUGUGCAGCAAUUUCUGGUGCUGCUGAUGACCAGCUCUGAUGAAAGUCUUCGCUUUCUCAGCUUCAGGUUGGACUUCAAUGAGCAUUACAAAGCCAGAGAACCCAGGCUCCGGGUUUCUCUGGGCAGUAGGGGCCGGCGCAGUUCCCACACGUGAGGCUGUCUGAGGUUAGGAGAAGCCCACACAAGCCAGACUGUCCAGGCUGCUGGAUGCCGCGCACAGGCCACGGUGUUUCGGCACUGUGUCUGCUGGAGUCUCGUUUUCCACCUGACCUGAGUGUCUGUGAUGUCACCCAGUUCAGGAGUCCACUCACCAACAAUGUAGUCUUCAUAGUGGGAAGACGCUGUGAUGUGUUGGAACAUCUAAUUUCCACCAUGUAAUUUAUAUUUGUCAGUUAAAAAAAAGACAAAAAAAACCCCACCACCAACAAACUGUUUCUUGCCACAGAAAACUAAGGCAGUGGUGUGUUUAUAAAUUGAGAGAAUGUCACUGCUACUUUUUAGCAUCCUCUGUAGAGACAGUUUUUGUUAUCAUGAUGACGCUAAAUUGAAACAUGUCUCUAGGAAAAUACAUAGAGUAUUGGUGUUAGUGUUGAAAACACGAGCCUGGUGAGGACAUCGCUACCCAGGCAUCGCCGUCACACUCGUUCUUACUUUCUCUUCCAAGGUUUACAUUUUUAUAUUUAGUUUGCUAAUUCAAAUAAUGUGUAAAGCAGUGCAAACGAGCAGGGGCCAUGGAGGGCGGAGGUGUCGCUAGCCCAGCUGUGCAGACCACACUGGGCAGUGCACGUGCGAACAAGGCAAGGCCAAGACUGUUCUAUUUUCAGAGUUCUGAUAAGUGUUGGAAAGAAAUCAACUUGGGUACUGGAGGCUUCCCUUCUCCUUGCCUAUUUUUUCAUUGUAAAUAUUUAUAUAUUACCAACCAGAUGAUGGAGGGAACUGGUUUUUGUAAAAAUGUCCUAUCGGUCACAUAAUUAUGCCUUUUUUAUGUUGCAUAAGUGAGAACUUAGAGAAUUAAAGACCAUUAUCUUUCA
Molecule: messenger RNA, 2602 nt
Organism: Psammomys obesus (fat sand rat)
Lineage: Eukaryota; Metazoa; Chordata; Mammalia; Rodentia; Muridae
Gene: Tubgcp3
Product: tubulin gamma complex associated protein 3
Exons: 14
Coding region: 85-1725 (546 amino acids)
Biological process (GO): mitotic cell cycle; cytoplasmic microtubule organization; microtubule nucleation
Cellular component (GO): gamma-tubulin small complex; centrosome; equatorial microtubule organizing center
Molecular function (GO): microtubule minus-end binding; gamma-tubulin binding
Source: RefSeq, a predicted model, not a curated record